AUGUCGCGGUUUGCGGUACUAUUGAAAUUUGACAACGAGGAUGAGGCGAUGGCAGCGUUGAGAGAUCUACGAGCCCGCCACACGGUUAAGGAGUCAAGAUCGUACGAGAUCAUCGAGGUGGUCUCCAAUUAUACUCCAGCGGGAUUGAUGGCAGCAGUGAUGCGCUGCGAGAAGACCCAGAGAUACGAGGUGCAACUCGGCAGAAAGAGAAAACCUACAGCGGUCGUAAGUGGCAUUCCAGCUGUGCGUCGGAGAUUUACGCCUCCGCCGGCACCGUUGCCGCUUGCAGCAACCACGUCGUCACCGCUGCCGCUUGCAGCAACCGCGCCGUCACCGCUGCCGCUGGGGUCAGUUCCACCGCUGUCGCCGCUGCUGCUAUUUCCACCAGCUCCACUGUCGCCACAGCAAUCAACAUCUUGGCAUACCCCGCCGCCACCGCCUCCUCUACCACUCACGCCGCAGCCGUCGCGGCAUACCCCGCCGACAUCGCUUCCUCAACCACUCUUGCCGCAGCCGUCGCGGCAAACAUCGCCGCCACCGCCUGAGGAUGUGGUUGAGGAACCACUCACGCCGCAGCCGUCGCGGCAAACCCCGCCGCCACCUCAACCGUCACCAGAAAUUAUCAAUAUAUCCUCUGACGAAGAUAGUCUAGAUGGACUACUAGCUGAAGCUUCAGCUAGUAGUUCAUCUGGCUAUGUGUCGUUAGAGGACGAUUUUUUACUUGAACUUUUCAAUUAA
Messenger RNA from Macrosteles quadrilineatus (aster leafhopper), 738 nucleotides. RefSeq lists its product as uncharacterized. Bases 1 to 738 code for a protein of 245 amino acids. The record is from RefSeq and is a predicted model, not a curated record. NCBI's taxonomy places the organism in Eukaryota, Metazoa, Arthropoda, Insecta, Hemiptera, Cicadellidae. The transcript has 2 exons.